This is a messenger RNA of Nothoprocta perdicaria, 2086 nucleotides long. RefSeq names its product prostaglandin-endoperoxide synthase 1 (gene PTGS1). Lineage: Eukaryota; Metazoa; Chordata; Aves; Tinamiformes; Tinamidae. The transcript is spliced from 10 exons. The record is from RefSeq and is a predicted model, not a curated record. Gene Ontology annotation, molecular function: heme binding; prostaglandin-endoperoxide synthase activity; oxidoreductase activity, acting on single donors with incorporation of molecular oxygen, incorporation of two atoms of oxygen. Bases 219 to 1700 code for a protein of 493 amino acids. Gene Ontology annotation, cellular component: neuron projection; cytoplasm. Gene Ontology annotation, biological process: cyclooxygenase pathway; response to oxidative stress.
CCUACCCCUGCCAGCACCAGGGCGUCUGCGUGAGCGUCGGCCUCGGCGGCUACGAGUGCGACUGCACCCGCACCGGCUACACAGGGCCCAACUGCACCACGCCCGAGCUCUGGACCUGGCUUCGCACGCUGCUCAAGCCCAGCCCGGCCUUCUACCACUUCAUCCUCACCCACUUCCAGGGGCUCUGGGACAUCAUCAACGCCACCUUCGUGCGGGACAUGCUCAUGCGGCUGGUGCUCAUAGCCCGCGCCAACCUCAUCCCCAGCCCGCCCACCUUCAACUCUGCCUACGGCUACGUCAGCUGGGAGGCCUACGCCAACGUCAGCUACUACACGCGGGUGCUGCCGCCCGUGCCCGACGGCUGCCCCACGCCCAUGGGCACCAGAGGGAGGAAGCAGCUGCCGGACGCGCAGCUCCUGGCAGAGCGGUUCCUGCUGCGGCACAAGUUCGAAGCCGACCCCCAGGGCACCAACCUGAUGUUCGCCUUCUUCGCCCAGCAUUUCACCCACCAGUUCUUCAAGACCUCCGGGAAGAUGGGCCGCGGCUUCACCAAGGCGCUGGGCCACGGGGUGGACCUUGGGCACCUGUACGGGGACAACUUGCAGCGGCAGCACCAGCUGCGACUCUUCAGGGAUGGGAAGCUCAAAUUCCAGGUGGUGGACGGUGAGAUGUACCCRCCGACGGUGGCCGACGCGCCCGUGCACAUGGUCUACCCGCCGGCCCUGCCCAAGGAGCAGCAGAUGGCCAUGGGCCAGGAGGUGUUCGGGCUCCUGCCAGGGCUCUGCCUCUACUCCACGCUCUGGCUUCGCGAGCACAACCGCGUCUGCGACAUCCUGAAACAGGAGCAUCCCACGUGGGACGACGAGCAGCUCUUCCAGACCGCCCGCCUCAUCCUCAUCGGGGAGACCAUCAAGAUAGUCAUUGAGGACUAUGUCCAGCACCUCAGCGGGUACUUCCUGAGCCUCAAGUUUGACCCCGAGCUGCUCUUYGGGGAGCAGUUCCAGUACCGCAACCGCAUUGCCGUGGAGUUCAACCAGCUCUACCACUGGCACGGGCUGAUGCCGGACUCCUUCAUCAUCCAAGGGGAGGAGUACAGCUACGAGCAGUUCCUCUACAACACCUCCAUGCUCACGGACUACGGCGUGGAGGCCUUGGUGGAGUCCUUCUCCAGGCAGAUUGCAGGCAGGAUCGGUGGGGGCCAAACCAUCAACGCCAACGUCCUGAACGUGGCCGUGGGGGUUAUCCAGGAGUCCCGGCAGCUGCGGCUCCAGCCCUUCAACGAGUAUCGCAAGAGGUUUGGCAUGAAGCCCUACGCCUCCUUCCAGGAGCUGACAGGAGAGGAAGAGAAGGCGGCAGAGCUGGAGGAGCUCUACGGAGACAUCGAUGCCCUCGAGUUUUAUGUGGGCUUGCUGCUUGAGAAACCCCAUCCCAAUUCAAUUUUUGGGGAAAGCAUGGUGGAGAUUGGGGCUCCGUUUUCCCUGAAGGGGCUGCUAGGAAACCCCAUCUGCUCCCCCGAGUACUGGAAACCCAGCACGUUUGGCGGAGCAACUGGCUUCGAGAUUGUUAAGACAGCGUCGCUGAAGAAACUCGUGUGCCUCAACGUGAAGAAGUGCCCGUACGUGUCUUUCCGCGUGCCAGACACUGCGGAGCCAGGAGCAGCCGCGGCACAGCAGCGUGGUGGAUCAUCUACUGAGCUCUAGCACCGCCACAGCCCUGCACAGAGAGUGGUGGGGAAGGAGAGGAGACCUGCAAGUUCCCUCUGCCAAACCCAGCGGGACAGAAGGUCGCGCAGCUCCAGGCUUCUCCACAGUGCUGCUGGAGCCCUGGCAGGGGGGGAAGCUGGUUCUAGCUCCAAGAAAAGCUAAAGUGCCUUAAAAAUUAUAGCUCCCAUGAACCGUCCUCCACAGACCACCUUYCCUUGCUAACAGAUACCUUGCACUCAGCAGCUUUGGGGCUGUCCAGGGGGCUCCCCACAUCCUCCUGCCCCACUCUGCUGCCCUCUGACCGCCACCGCUUUUCAGCGUAGGCCAGGAACAGGCUUUUCAGGCCCCCAAACUGCAGGGGUUUCCCUUGCGCGGGACACGGA